AUGGAAACUUUUGAGGCAACCCUAUCCAGUGCGACAAGGAGGGGCUCCAACAAUGUUCCUGGAGCGGUAACCGCAGUUGUAGACAAGAAUGGCAACUACGUCUACAAGAAGGUUGCAGGCUUCAACGGCGUCGUCGAGGAUGCGGUAGAAUUGGACUUCGACCAGACGUUCUUUCUAGCUUCAUGCACAAAACUCAUAGGUGCUAUCGCUGCCCUCCAAUGCGUCGAGCGCGGACUCAUUGGCCUCGACGACCCUCUGGACCAGCACCUACCGGAACUGAAUUCUCAGCCCAUUGUCAAACAGAAAGGCGACGCGGCGUUUGUGUUCGAAAAGCCUACAAAACCACUCACGCUCCGACAUUUGAUAACGCAUUCUAGCGGCGCCGCAUACGACGUGAUGGAUCCCACCCUCAUCGCCUGGCGUCGAUCUCGCGGGGAGAACCCGAAGUUCUCUACAAGCGGUUUUGUCGCCAAGAACUACGCCUACCCUCGCACCUUCGAGGCAGGAGAGGGUUGGAUGUAUGGCGCGGGCCUCGAUUGGGCCAGCUUGCUCGUCGUGAGGCUCACCAACCAAGGUUCUAUAAGGGGUUUCGAAGACUACGUGGAAGAGAACAUAGCGAAGCUCUUGGGCAUCACUUCUUUCACUUGGCACCUGUCCCGCAAGCCACAUGUGUCGGAGAAGCUGAUGCGGGCUAGCAAAAGGAGGGACGAUGGAUCACUUACCGAUGGACCGAAUCCCAUGUUCCGGGAGCCCGCCGAUGAGUCCGCUGGAGCUGGACUGUACUCCAACGUGCACGACUAUACGCGCGUUCUCGCAGACCUGCUCAAGGAUUCUCCGGUGCUCCUUCGGAAGGAAACUAUCGAGCAGAUGUUCACGCCCCAGUUCGCCGACGGCAGUAAUGCACUGAAGGCGCUCGAGGCAAAGGGAGAGCGUACAUGGGGACCUAUAAUGGGCCGCAGCACCGAGGGCGUGGUCGGUAAUAUGGGACUGGGCGGCUUCCUGGUGAUGGAGGAUUGUAAACGCGAGAAUUACUUCAAGCCGAAGGGAACGCUUACGUGGAGUGGCAUGCCGAAUCUGCUUUGGAGUGUGAAUAGGGAGCGGGGACUGGCGCUGAUGUUUGCUACGCAGGUUGUUCCGUGGAACGACGAGAAGAGUCAGGCAUUGGGCGCAGCAUUUGAGACGGCGGUGUGGACGAAUCUGUCGAAGUAG
Molecule: messenger RNA, 1209 nt
Organism: Trematosphaeria pertusa
Lineage: Eukaryota; Fungi; Ascomycota; Dothideomycetes; Pleosporales; Trematosphaeriaceae
Product: beta-lactamase/transpeptidase-like protein
Exons: 2
Coding region: 1-1209 (402 amino acids)
Source: RefSeq, a predicted model, not a curated record